This is a messenger RNA of Saprolegnia diclina VS20, 2028 nucleotides long. Its product is annotated as asparagine synthase (glutamine-hydrolyzing). The transcript has 4 exons. Gene Ontology annotation, cellular component: cytosol. NCBI's taxonomy places the organism in Eukaryota, Oomycota, Saprolegniomycetes, Saprolegniales, Saprolegniaceae. Gene Ontology annotation, molecular function: asparagine synthase (glutamine-hydrolyzing) activity. The coding region runs from base 1 to 1983 and encodes 660 amino acids. The record is from RefSeq and is a predicted model, not a curated record.
AUGUGCGGUAUCGUCGCCCACUUGGAGCUGCCGGGUCCCUCGCCUGUUGUGCUGCCGCCGCCCGACCUCGACGCGGCCUUGGGCCUGCUGCACCACCGCGGUCCCGACGGCCGUGGGACGUGGACCGACGCGAACACCGUCGGGCUGGGCCACACGCGGCUCUCGAUCAUGGACGUGGCCCACGGCGCGCAGCCGCUGCACGCGCCGGACGACGUCCACGCGGUCGUCAACGGCGAGUUUUACGAGUUCGAGGCGAUCCGCGCGGCCUUGAUUAGUGACGGACACGUCUUUGCGACGCAGAGCGACUCGGAGAUCCUUGUGCAUCUCUACCGCGAGCACGGCGUCGACGCGCUUGAGCACCUUGUCGGCGAGUUUGCCUUUGUGCUCUGGGACGGCGCGCGCCAGCAGCUAUUCUGUGGCCGCGACCGGUACGGCAUCAAGCCGCUCUUCUACACCCAAGUAGGCAACCGCUUCCUUGUCGCAAGCGAGGCCAAAGCAUUUCUAGCGCUCGGAUGGUCGCCGCAGUGGGACGUGCAUGCGAUUGCGAGCAGCGGGUACUUCUCCGACCAACGCACGCUCUUUCUUGGUGUCAACAAGCUGCCGCCUGCGCACUCGCUGGUGGUGUCGGCCUCGGGGUCGAAGCGUCUCGAGUGCUACUUUCGUCCGACGUUUCCGCACAAGCGCCAAGUCGAUCCGCGCUCGCUCGACGAGAUGGUUGCUGGCGUGCGCGACCGGCUCUACGACGCGGUGCGCACGCGUCUCCGCAGCGACGUACCCGUGGCCGUGUACCUCAGUGGCGGCAUCGACUCGUCGUCGGUGCUCGGUAUCGCACUCGACAUUUUGCGUCAAACCGAUCCGGAUGCGCAACUAGACGCGUUUACCAUUUCGUUCACCGACCGCGAGUACGACGGCGUCGGCUAUGACGAAGGCGACGUGGCCGCCCGCACCGCGUCGCACGCGCGCACGCGUCACCACGUGCUCAAGAUCACGCAAGCCGACUUGACCGCGGCCUUUGCCGACGCCGUGUGGCACUGGGAAGCACCGCUCAACGAUUUCAACGGCGCCGCCAAGUUUCUCCUCUCGCGCUACGUGCGCGACGCUGGUUUCAAGGUCGUCCUCACAGGUGAAGGCGCGGACGAGCAUUUUGCUGGCUACUCGAUGUUUUACCCGGAUUUCUUUCGGCACGAGACAACGCCGCCUGCACUGCCCACCGCCGACCGCGUCGCUCGCUUGGCGGCGAUUGAAGCAACCGACAUGAAAAUGUGGAGUGCGAUCGGCUGUGUGCCUAUGUCGUUCGACGACGAAGUCCAAAGCCGAACUCGUCUUGCGAACGUGAGUAUUCAUCGACUCUUGUCGACGAUUUGCGGGCUCCCCAAGCCGCUGUUUCUGCCUCCCAUUGCGCCAUCGACCAUGGACGCGUACGUGCACGCGCUGUCGCCGGAUGAGCGGCGUCUGGCGCGGGACGAGUGGCACCCGCUGCACACGGCGCUGUGCCUAGAGACGCGCGUGCACUUGCCCAACUACUUGUGCAACCACUUGGGCGACCGCAGCGAGAUGGCGCACUCGAUCGAAGGUCGCGUGCCGUUCUUGGACCACCGGCUCACGAGCUACGUCAAUGGUCUCCCACCAAACGUCAAGCUCCGCGUCGUCGACGGUACCCUCGUCGACAAGUGGGUGCUGCGCGAAGCCGCCAAGCCGUUCAUCUCGGACGAGCUGUAUACGCGGCCUAAAAAGCCAUUUCUGGCGCCGCCCUGUGACAUGGCCGACGACGACGUCCAGUGGCGAUUCCUUCAAAAUACGAUUACGCAAGACGCAGUAGCGCAACUGGGCUGGAUGGACUGGGGCUAUGUGGUCGCGACCCUCGACCGCUUCCGGACAACGAGCGACCGCCAAGCGUACAACUGCCUCAACAUUGUCGCGUCGUUCAUCGUGCUGAGUCGUCAGUUCAAGGUGCCCCCGGCGACGCCAUUGCAAAAGCAGUAGAUCCAAGCUCGUGUUAUUUCAAAACGCUCGAUGAGUCUCGACGGA